UUGCUUCUGCGCGGUCAUCUUUCCCACUGAACAUGAAGAAGCUGAAAACUAUCGUUACGCUGCGUUUGGCUCUUUAUGGCUGCAAGAAUAGGCCUUUCUUUCAUAUUGUGGCAACGAACAGGAAACGACCCCGAAACUAUGGAGCUCUUGAGCAGGUGGGAACGUAUGAUCCUUUGCCAAACACUCUGAAUGAAAAGCUAGUGAGCUUAAACAUGGACAGAAUAAGGUACUGGCUAUCAGUUGGAGCAAGACCCUCUCGACCAGUGGCCAUUUUAUUAGGCCUGGCUGGAAUUCUUCCACCUCAUCCUCGCAGCCUGGUUACAGCAGCAAGGAACCGUGAAGCUCUUUCGGUUGGAGCCCUAACCUUAGAUGCUUUGGAUGAGGCAGAAAAGGAUGAAGAAGCUGAAGAUAGUGAAAAAGAAACUGAUAGUUAAACUAGUAUCAGAAAGAAUAGUAUAAAAGACAGAUUCCUUAAAAAAAACUUUCCAAGUGCUGUCAAGUUUUCGUAAAGUGAUGUCAAGAGUUGCUUCACCACACAAAAGGCUGAAGAGAAUCUUUUUUUCUGGUCAUGGUAUUGUGAUGGGUGGAAGCAAGAAUUAGCAUAAAAAAGCUACACUUCCCACAGUAGCUAUCUUUAUUUCAUCAACCUAACUACUGAAUGAUGCACAGAAUUUUUUUUCCAGUUACAACUGGGGAUCAUGGAGUCAGACUCAACAUAUCAGCAAGCUACAAUGGGACAGUCAAAGGUGUUACAGUUAUUGGUUUUUAACUCUGUAACUUAAUAGCAUUCUCUUUUUACAACUUGGAAGAAGUUAUUUCACCCUAAGUGUGUAUGUGGACAAAUAAAGGACUUCAAAAUACAAAUAUUUGUUUAAAUCAGUUCCUUAUCCUGUUUAUGCACAGAAUUAACAAACAGAAAUUAAAGUUCAAUUAAGUUUA
Stylophora pistillata is the source of this 939-nucleotide messenger RNA. Its product is annotated as small ribosomal subunit protein bS16m. Gene Ontology annotation, molecular function: structural constituent of ribosome. Gene Ontology annotation, cellular component: mitochondrial small ribosomal subunit; ribosome. The record is from RefSeq and is a predicted model, not a curated record. Gene Ontology annotation, biological process: mitochondrial translation. NCBI's taxonomy places the organism in Eukaryota, Metazoa, Cnidaria, Anthozoa, Scleractinia, Pocilloporidae.